AUUUAUUAUGUAUCAAAGAACGAUUUUAGAGGACAAUGAAAAUAUAUAAGAAGAUUGUAAACCGAAGAGAUAUGCAGCUAGUUUAGAGGGAUAAAAUUUUAAAAAAAAACAAAAUACAAAAGCUAGUUGUUAAGAGUGGAUUGGAUUAAUUGGCAUUAUUUGUGUCACAUAUCUUUUAAUUAUAUUAUUGUGGGCCCUAUGUAUUUUAUGAGAAAUUAUAUAAUUUAGGUUUCAUAGGAAUUGAUAGCAAUUUUAAAAUCACAGUAGGUAUUUUUAUGGUCUUAUUUGUAAUAUUUGUAAUUGGAAUUUUAAUUUAUUGGUAUUUUGGUUUGAAAAAUAGAGAAGAAUUGAGUCGAUCGAUAAUGUUGAGUAAAUGGUAGGAUAGUUCUUAUGAAAUUAAUAAUUGA
This is a messenger RNA of Paramecium sonneborni, 407 nucleotides long. The record is from the annotation of a GenBank genome assembly. Lineage: Eukaryota; Ciliophora; Oligohymenophorea; Peniculida; Parameciidae.